This is a messenger RNA of Neodiprion virginianus, 1493 nucleotides long. RefSeq names its product peptidyl-prolyl cis-trans isomerase H. Gene Ontology annotation, biological process: protein folding; protein peptidyl-prolyl isomerization. The coding region runs from base 216 to 770 and encodes 184 amino acids. NCBI's taxonomy places the organism in Eukaryota, Metazoa, Arthropoda, Insecta, Hymenoptera, Diprionidae. The transcript has 2 exons. The record is from RefSeq and is a predicted model, not a curated record. Gene Ontology annotation, cellular component: intracellular membrane-bounded organelle. Gene Ontology annotation, molecular function: peptidyl-prolyl cis-trans isomerase activity.
UCUACGUUCACACGAUACGCACAGCCUGUGUGUGUGGCGCGUGUGAUAACCGGCUUGAAGUUAGCGAGGUUAUGUGCUCGUUUUUGGUCGCUCAACGAUGCGGAGUGUCCGAAAUUAAUGAUAAGCUAGUAAUAAUUGGCGAGUAAAAGAAAAGGCAGUGCGACGUGCAUACCUGUAUCUCUUUGCAAAAGUGAAACGUAAGAAAAAACGGAAAGAUGCCAACCUGGAACCAGAUUCAGUCCCAGCUUCGCAACCCGAACAACCCGGUUGUCUUCUUCGACGUCUCCGUCGGCACGACGGAAAUCGGACGAAUGAUAUUUGAGCUCUUCGAGGAUGUUUGUCCGAAGACGUCGGAGAAUUUCCGACAGUUCUGCACCGGGGAGUACAGGAGAGACGGGGUGCCGCUCGGAUUCAAGGGUGCAAUUUUUCAUCGGGUAAUUAAAGACUUCAUGAUCCAGGGCGGAGACUUUGUCAAUGGCGACGGUACCGGGGUGCUCAGCAUAUACGGGGGAAGCACAUUUCCCGACGAGAAUUUCAUCCUCAAACACGACUCGUCGGGCUUGUUGUCGAUGGCCAACAGCGGCAAGGACACCAACGGUUGUCAGUUCUUCAUCACCUGUGCCAAGUGCAAUUUUUUGGAUGGUAAACACGUCGUGUUUGGCAGAGUUAUCGACGGACUUUUGGUCAUGAGAAAAGUUGAGAAUGUGCCUACGGGACCGAACAAUAAGCCUAAGAUACCAGUCACCAUAUCGCAGUGUGGUCAAAUCUGAGCUUUUCCUCAUUCAAUGUUACGACGCCGACGCUUUACCUAAUUUCGCAUUUCGUUUCUUGGCGAUCAAGAUCACCACGCAAAAAGGCACAUGGUAUGGUCUAGAACCUCGGUUAAACCUAAUAAUUAAAGGUAUCUAUCUUUUACUUUAAUUAACCUUCAGAUCCAGCCAGAGCACAAAUUCUUUCCAUCGUUUCUCUGUGGCUAGAUAAUAACAGUCUGAAUAUAUUUUGGGAGCGACGAAUGAAAAGUAAGGUUCUUUUUCUAUUUACAAUCAAUCAGAUAUUUAUUUUAUGCAAUAAUAUACAUGAUGAAUUAAACGAACACUCGUUAAAUAUAGUUAAUUCUAUUACUUAAACAACUAGUAAUCUCAUCCCAAACCAUCGCAACCGCAUUGUCAUUAUUUAACUAUGAUUGCAUCGGUUGGGCAAGGUUGAUGCGACGAAGGUUGGGAGGUAUCGUUGAUUUAUUUUUCGACUCGAUUACGAUUCUCAAGUGUUAAAAGUUUUUACAAUUAAUUUUAAAAUAACUAAUUGUUCCAGCGAAAACUAAUUGUCCUUGUACAUCUUAAAAUGAGGAAAUAUCCAAGUUGCCACUUAUGAUGCACAGUGUCUCGUCAGACACUUGAUUUGUGUUCUCUGACAAAUCGUAAAAAAUCAAUUAAAUAACUAAUAAGAUGAAAAACAUCCGCUCUUAUCCACCGGCAGGCAUUAUCUCUAGCAGU